ACGACCUUUAACCCGGACUCUGAACCCAUCUCUGAGAUCAACGAGAAGGAGUACGGUAAGAGAUGACCGCGACCUUUAGCCCUGACUCUGACCCAUCUCUGAGGUCAACGAGAAGGAGUACGGUAAGAGAUGACCCCGACCUUUAACCCUGACUCUGACCCAUCUCUGAGGUCAACGAGAAGGAGUACGAGACCAACUGGAGGAGUAUGGUGGAAUCGUCAGAUGGGCUGGAUCCUGUGGAGGCUAAACCCAGCCAUCCUGCUACUUCCUCUGGGUUGCAGAGAGACAACCAGCCCCCCCACCACCACCAACCGCAGCCCUUACUCCACUACCCUCCAGCUCAGAGCAGCCAUCCCUGCUCCAGGCUCAGGCCCGGGGGAGAGAGAGGAGGGCCGGGCAGACGACCGGUUGGAGCUGGCCUCCCAGCAGAGCACGGAGACAGGCAGUUUGGAUGGGAGCUGCAGGGACCUCCUCAACUCCUCCAUCACCUCCACCACCUCCACCCUGGUCCCCGGUAUGCUGGAGGAGGCAGAGGAAGAGGAGUGAGGAGGAGGAAGAGUACACACCAGAG
Molecule: messenger RNA, 571 nt
Organism: Oncorhynchus gorbuscha (pink salmon)
Lineage: Eukaryota; Metazoa; Chordata; Actinopteri; Salmoniformes; Salmonidae
Product: selenocysteine insertion sequence-binding protein 2-like
Exons: 2
Coding region: 130-546 (138 amino acids)
Source: RefSeq, a predicted model, not a curated record